Zingiber officinale is the source of this 1170-nucleotide messenger RNA. RefSeq lists its product as uncharacterized. Lineage: Eukaryota; Viridiplantae; Streptophyta; Magnoliopsida; Zingiberales; Zingiberaceae. The coding region runs from base 1 to 1170 and encodes 389 amino acids. The transcript has 2 exons. The record is from RefSeq and is a predicted model, not a curated record.
AUGCCGAGAGGAAGAGGCGGCGGGGACUCCGCGUUCUUCCUCCCUUCCACGAAGUCGAUGCCACUGUACGAUCACGCCGACGACGACGACAAUGGCGACGCGGAGAUCCGUGGCUUCCGGACCUUCCUUCGGUGGAUGUGUCUCGACCAGUCGGAUGCGUGCCGUGCGGCGUUCUCCUGGUUGGUCUUCCUACUAUUCGCCGCCGCCGUCCCGGCAUUCUCCCACUUCGGCCUCUUUUAUGCCGCUGAUCGACGCCCCUACGACCUCGUCGCCCAGACCUCCCUCACCGCGGCCGCCGCCCUCUCGUUCAUCACCCUCUCUGCCCUCACGCGCCGCUACGGGCUUCGGCGCUUCCUCUUCCUCCACAUCCGCGCCGACUCCGACCGCGUCCGCCAUGCCUACGCUGCCGAGAUCCGCCGAUCCUAUCGCCUCCUCGCCGCCUUCGUCGUGCCCUGCUUCGCGGCGGAGACAGCGUGCAAACUUGCCUGGUACGGCGCCGGCGCGGGGAGGGUUCCCUUCUUCGACGGCCACCCCGUGGCAGCCGGGUGCACCGCCUGCGCCCUCGAGCUGGCCUCGUGGAUCUACCGCACGGCCAAUUUCUUCCUCGUCUGCGUCCUCUUCCGUUUGAUCUGCCAUCUGCACAUCCUCCGGCUGCAGGACUUCGCGGCGGUGUUCGAGGAGGAGUCCGACGUGGAGGCGGUCCUCCGGGAGCACCUCCGCGUGAGGCGGCAGCUCAAGGUCAUCAGCCACCGCUUUCGGGUCUUCAUCCUGUUGGGCAUGGUCACGGUCACGGCCAGCCAGUUCGCGACCGCACUCGUCACCCUCCGCCCCAACUCCGACGACAACCUCUUCAACACCGGGGAACUCGCCCUGUGCUCCAUCGUCCUCGUGACGGGGCUAUUCAUCUGCCUGCGCAGCGCCGCCAAGAUCACUCACAAGGCUCAGGCGCUGACGAGCCACGCCACCAAGUGGCACAUCUGCGCCACGUUGGAGUCCUUCGCCGUCGACCAUGAAUCUGUGGAACAAAAUUGUUUUAACUUACAACAGUUCGUGCCAUUAAGACCAUGCCUCCAUGAACUUACACCCAAACUAAGAAUUGGUAAGCUCGAUAGGGCAGGUGAAAAGAAAGCAAAAUCUCCAUCUCGGAACGAUGAUCAGAAUGGAUGCUGA